Messenger RNA from Trichoplusia ni (cabbage looper), 10935 nucleotides. Its product is annotated as protein unc-13 homolog A. Gene Ontology annotation, biological process: dense core granule priming; synaptic vesicle maturation; neuromuscular junction development. Bases 697 to 9030 code for a protein of 2777 amino acids. The transcript has 28 exons. The record is from RefSeq and is a predicted model, not a curated record. NCBI's taxonomy places the organism in Eukaryota, Metazoa, Arthropoda, Insecta, Lepidoptera, Noctuidae. Gene Ontology annotation, cellular component: neuromuscular junction; presynaptic active zone cytoplasmic component; presynaptic membrane. Gene Ontology annotation, molecular function: calcium ion binding; syntaxin-1 binding; calmodulin binding.
CGUAUAAAUCUGUAGGCGAUAAUGUUAUUUGCAAUUUCGUUUACUACUUCUGAAUUAGAGUACACUUAUAAGUCCACAUAUCCUUUUAAGCGAGGCGGUGGUGAAACUCGGUUCCAAUUUCCUCUCGUUUUAUCCUAUUUCCUUCCUCGGCCGAGCGACGCCUUCCACCUCUGAGAUGCAUUUGCUCAUGUGGAAUCGAAAACGAACCGCUUAGCUGCCUCCCACAGGAACAUGCCGACUUUCAUAAAGUAAAACUUGCAUAUAAGUAAUAUAUUUUGAAUAUUUCCUUUACAGAAUUUGGGUCACACACUUUACAAAGUUUACAUGUUCUAUCGAGGUAUACCCUUGCAUCCUACCCACUGAUGUGCACAUAAGCCGUCUUAUGUCCAAAUCAGUGGAGCUCGAUAUCCUCUAACCCAACUUUCUCUUUACAGUAAAGUGUUAAGUGUAACUCAAACUAUAUUUUUGAUGUAAACUAAUUAUCAAUUUCAUUCCGUCGAAGUACAAAGUAUACAUUUUAAAAGUGUUGAAAAAGAUAUUAAUAGAGAUAUAAAGUGAACUAUAAACUAAACAAUAUGUGUUGAACCUUCAGUGUGGUAAAAUGACUUUAGUGAGAACUGUCAGUGGUACAGAACUGUUUCUAGUGGAAAGUGUUAACAAUAAAACGAUAUGGGAUGACUCAUAGUGAAAAAUGUUAUGUGCAACCCACUAUCCGGUCCGAAGAUGAUGCGCGAAAUCCACGACAAUGCUGGGGCAGGCGCAAGCGGCGGGAUGGAGGAAAGCGAGGCCGGCGGGAAUGGGGUUGCCGAGAUCGAUAUGGACGACUGCGGCUCCCUCGCGCUUCCUCCCGACCUGCCCCCCUACUCCGGCGACUACAUCAUCAGCGACUAUAUGGAACGCCUCGGCACCCGUCUCAAUAUUCUCGAAACGGAACUUAAGUAUGCUUGGCGGGCACUCGAUCUGCUCAGUCAAGAAUACGUCAGGAUGUGGGAGAGGCUCGAGAGAUUGGAGACGUUGCUUGCCGAUCAACAGGGUGUGAUAUCAACAUUACUGGACUUCUAUACAUGUCGAAAUGUUGGCUCUAGAGAUCCCAUGACGCGACUUGAAGUUAUAAGGGAGAUAUUAGGUAACGGUACAGUCGAAGAUGGGAUAGAAGAAGGUUUAGACAUUGGAAGAAGUUCGGUCUUGUUAGAUCCACAAGAAGAAGUAAUGGAAUCGAACGAAGCUUUUUAUAAAAGCCUGAAUCAAGCCUAUCGGGAUGAUCUAGUGUGUGAUGAAACUUCCAGGCCACCAUCACAAUUAGACAUGAUUUGGGAAGCUCCAGAAGAACCAGAUAUUGAAAUCAUGCCAACAAGCUCUAGGCAAAUAUAUAGUUCAACAGACUAUAAAGAUUAUUGCGGUAUGAAAGGUGGUCCUGUAAUAAGCGAAAGAGAUUUAGUUCAUCUGUCUGCUCUAAGUACAAUAGAUCAAAUAACAGUAGAUAAAUUACAUGAAUUAGAUAGAUUGACAACUCAAUUACACAAGGAUUCAAGAGAAUUAAAAGACUUAAAAACAAGGCUUUUGAGUCCUGAAACCAAAAUAGCAAAACAUGACAGGGAAAUAGAAGCAAAAGCUUUAGUUGAAGAUGGUAAUAUAAUAAAUGAACAACUCAAGAGCGUUUAUCCUGGAGGAGAUAAUUGGGCUAUCAAUGACAUGAUGAAAAGUUUUGACGAUUUUAUGUUAACUGCGCCUAAAGAUAAUAUUGUCAGAGAAAAGUCUCCUUCAAGAUUAUCCCUUUCCGAUACUUCAGGAGAUCGGUCAAUUGAUUAUUUACCUCCAACUCUUUCACCUCGUCGCAAAUUUGUACCUGAACGAACAACGACAGAACCGUAUACCACUGUAACAGGGCGACUGGCUUAUAGUUCGGCUGUAGCUAAUGCUGAAAUUAAUGCGGCCAAAGCCAAUAAGUCACCCAGCGCUCUCUCAAGAGAUAGAUUUGAAUAUAGCUCUACGUAUCAAAUAACAGACUCUUCCAGACAAAUUUAUUUUUCUAAUAAAGGCAUGUCUCAGCCUUUAAACGAGAUGUAUAAAUCAGGUUCAGAACAACUAUCUCCCUUGUCAAUUCAUGAAAUAUACAACGGACCUAGUACUAACGAAUUAGGUUACGAAAAUAACAGACUACGGAAAUCUCCUAGCCCACCUCCACCAGCGCCACCUAACGGAACAGACGUGUUCCCUUCGAUUGAAAAUAAUAAUGAACUAGUUGUUCAUCAACCAAUGCUAUCGACUGGCAACGCAGUUCCUCAUGAAGGCAUGCGCUUAAGUCCCAGAUCACCAAAGUCACCAAAAACUUCACCAAAACAUGUUAAACGUGAUACCACAAAUAUUGUGGCAGCAAAAUCUGAUUCUGGGUUAUCAUCCAUGAGUGGAUGGUCAAGCUUAGAAAAAAGUCCAGGCUCACCUAAAACUGGACGAAUUUCUCAUGGUAGCCACGAUUCUCACAAAAUGAGAGGUCCAUCUCCGCAACCAACGCAGAGAGUGUCUUACGAGAUUGAUUCCAAACCGUACAUAGAAACACUGGUUGACUCCUAUCUCUAUGAAGGCGGUAGUAUCAAAAGUGAUUAUAACCUGCGUCAAGCCGACCACAUGGCAAAAGAACUAAGUUCUAGAGAUUUAAAUAAAAUGCAAGGAAAAGUCGAUGUGGAAUACAUCAAAAGCGAUCCUCCUUAUUCAGUCACCGAUCAAAUGACGCAAAUUAGUAAUAUUGGAGAAUAUUAUUACGGAAACGAAGCGCCUUCAAUAUAUUCCGUAGCUGGAAACAGGCAACCCAUAUUCACAACUGUAUAUAGUACUCCACGGGGAAUGUUAUCUGAAGAUAGAAGUUUUUCCGAAUUAUUAGAUAGAAAUGAAAUUUCCGAAUCUAUUGUGCGACCUUCAGUAGAUUCGUAUCCACCAGAACCUAGUUAUCAUGCACAAACAGUUGUAAUGUCAGCAGCAAAUGCGAAUAAACGACCUUUGGCGAGAGCUAAUACGAUGGGUGCAAACGAUCCUCAUUUUUAUCAAAAUGGAUAUAAAGGUCAUCGUCCCGGAUAUCCUCCUGGAAAUCUCACCGAUGCGCUCUCGUAUUACCCAACAUCCAGUAGAUACGAUUCACCAAAACGAUCUUCUUUAGAAGAUCAAAUUUCGUGGCAAGGUGGCAGUAGAUCUCCAACAAGUUCAAUGGAAACAUCUAGCUUAAAAUCACAUUCUUUGAGUAUAACUGAAAGAAAACAAUUCCAAAAUCAAUUACAGCAAGAAUAUUUUAAACAACAACAAUAUGACCAAAGAAAUGGUAAUGUCAUGUAUGAAAAUCAAGGUUUUGAAAAGCAACCUACUCCUGAACAUUCCAAAAUCAGAAAGGAACAAUAUGUAGACUCAAGUGGAAUACUUGUUUCCGAAUCGGGCUAUUUGUCAAUCUCCAACAAUUUUAAAGGUAAAACACAGGAAGCCAAACAACCUAAAAAACCAAAACGUACUUCAUCAUUAAAGUCGGCUAUGUCAUCUAUGAGUCACUGGCUUCCAGAUUUACAUUUACCUAAAAAACAUAGAUCUCAUUCGUUACCAUCAGGCGUGGACACAGUUGAACAACAACAACAAGAGAAAACUCUAAAGGAAAGGAUAUUAUCGGCGCAACGGAGGAAAAAGAAAUAUCAUUUGGUAGCAUCGAUGUCUGGAUUGUUACAAAAAGCAAGGCGGAAGAAUCAAGCUAGUCAUCAGUCACUGUCUGACCCAGAAACUUCGGAAACUGAGUGGUCUGGCGGUAGAUCUAGCGCUCAGUCCGAGGACAGUGACAGCGUUUUUUCUGAUUCGGCUCACGAAGGAAGUAUGUUCCCUAAAGUAGCACCCAAGCCUAAAAGGAAAAUGAAUACUCAAGAAAUCGUGGAACAACAGCUUAUGGUACAGGAGAGAAUACAAGAACGAGUACCAGAGCAAGCUCUAGAAUACCGUGAUGAUGACAAUGAAUGUAUAAUAGAAGAAAGCGAAAUGUUUGCGGUGGCAAAUAACGCUAUACCAAGAGAUAAAAGCGAUGAUAUCGACUUUCAUUUUGCUCGAGUUAGUCAAAUGAAAAAAGAUAAUAACAUACCAAAACUAGAAAAGUUAGACAUAGAUACUGAUAUUUCCAACGUAGAUUUGUUUGAAGAAGAUCAAAAGACAGCUGAUGAUCAAUCUCCAACGUCUCUGUUUGCUACCAUAGGUGAUGUUAAAAAGUCAUCAAAUGUUUCUGAUGAAGGUUUGAGCGAAAGUAAUAAAUCGUAUAGUGGAAGUUCACAAGAAUUUGCAGUUUCCAGGGCUCUUGGAAAGUAUCGUUUACGAAAAUCAACAUCGGUUUCAGAUGAACAUAUUGCAGAUUUGUCGCCCCCAAAGGUAGAGACUGAACAAACUGAAGACAUAAAUGAGGAAUACACGAAUCAAAAAGAAAAGAGAGUUCGCAAGCCCAGUCCACCUGAGGUUGUUAAUACAAUCACACUUACAGAAGAUACAUCGACAUUGCCUGAAAGAAGUCCAUCUAUACAAAGUACUCGAGGUCAACCAAAUAAAUUCCAACCUCGGCAUCAACAAAGUUUAGAAAUACCUAACAAACAUGAUGACGAUGACAGCAGAAGUACUCAUUCCUGGAGGAGCGGUUCACGUGUUUCGUCAAGGAGGCAAAGUACAGAAGACAGUAUUGAUUCUGAAGAUGAGUGGUACUGCUACGAACUUAGAAAAUUAGAAGAAAUGGAACACCAGUCUCAAUUAGAAAUUGAAAGACAGCAAACUUUGCCGGAAGAGCCAGAAAUGGAAGAUAUAGAUGAAGAAACGAAUGAGGAGGAUUUGAAAGAAAAAAUGUCUUUUGUUCUAAGAGAAUUAAAACUUAAGACGGCAACUGUUAAGCAAAAAAUUGACGAAUCUCCAGUUAAAACUGAUUGGAAGGAUGUAACAAGUUUCCCAGUUAUGGAAGACACAGCUGAUAAUGCAUCUUAUAGUGCAGAUGGAGAUGAGAUUUACGACGACUCUGGAUCAGGUGAAACUUCAGGACCUGAUAGUCCAGUACAAAGUGGUGACGAAAUAGAUGAAGACUAUGAUUCACCAAUAUACUCCCAAGAUACCACCGUGCGUAUUGAUGACUUAAAUACAUCAUCUUCUCUAACAAAGUCAUCGAACUCCUCCGAUACUCCAGGUAGCAAAUGGAAGUUACUUAAAGCUCUUAAAGAUCGCAAAGCUGAGGAGAAGACUACCGACACGCCAGCAGCUACAACACCGUCUAAUGAAAAAGACAAGGUUAGCGCCGGUAAUGGCUCCGGAGGAUUCAACGAGCAAGGCGGCAGAGGAAAUGGGCACCCCGGUGAUAACCCCUUCUACAGUAACAUCGACAGUAUGCCAGACAUCAGGCCUCGAAGGAAAUCGAUCCCAUUGGUCUCCGAACUUGUUCUCAAGACCAUGGCGGCAACGAAGAGAAAUGCAGGUUUGACAUCGGCAGUACAUCGGGCUACGUUGAACGAUGAGGAACUGAAAAUGCACGUAUACAAGAAAACUUUGCAAGCGCUCAUCUACCCUAUAUCAUCUACCACGCCUCAUAACUUCGUGCUAUGGACGGCAACGUCGCCCACUUAUUGUUACGAGUGCGAAGGGCUACUUUGGGGGAUUGCAAGGCAAGGUGUAAGGUGCACGGAAUGUGGAGUCAAGUGCCACGAAAAGUGCAAGGAUUUGCUCAAUGCCGACUGUCUACAGAUGUGUUUCGCAGGGGCGGCCGAAAAGUCUUCGAAACAUGGCGCCGAAGAUAAAGCCAAUUCCAUCAUCACAGCCAUGAAGGAAAGAAUGAAACAACGCGAACGAGACAAACCCGAAAUUUUCGAGUUGAUCAGGCGGACUUUUAACGUCGACCCAGACACUCACAUAGACAGUCUUGAACAGGCCAAGCAAGUCACUAUAGAAGGAACAUCCAAGUGGUCUUGCAAGAUCGCCAUUACAGUUAUCUGUGCUCAAGGGCUGAUCGCGAAGGAUAAAAGCGGAACUUCAGAUCCAUACGUAACCGUCCAAGUUAGCAAAGUGAAGAAAAGAACAAGAACUAUGCCCCAGGAAUUGAACCCCGUCUGGAAUGAAAAGUUCUACUUUGAAUGCCACAAUUCGUCUGAUCGUAUCAAAGUGAGAGUGUGGGAUGAAGACAAUGACUUGAAAUCGAAACUGCGGCAGAAACUGACUCGAGAGUCCGACGAUUUCUUAGGACAGACAAUCAUUGAGGUGCGAACCUUAUCAGGCGAGAUGGACGUGUGGUACAACCUGGAGAAGAGGACUGACAAGUCAGCGGUGUCUGGUGCCAUCAGGCUGCACAUCAACGUCGAGAUCAAGGGAGAGGAGAAGGUGGCGCCCUACCAUGUCCAAUACACGUGUCUUCACGAGAACCUGUUCCACUACCUCUGCGAGGAGAACAGCGGCGCGGUAACGCUACCAGCAGCGAGAGGAGACGAUGCUUGGAAGGUGUACUUCAAUGACAUACCAGAAGAAAUCGUUGAUGAAUUCGCUAUGAGAUACGGAAUUGAAGCGAUAUAUCAAGCUAUGACGCACUUCCACUGUCUCUCCACGAAGUACCUGUGUGCUGGAGUCCCAGCAGUGAUGUCCACACUGUUGGCCAACAUCAACGCUUACUACGCUCACACCACAGCAUCGUCUGCUGUCUCUGCCUCCGACAGAUUCGCUGCCUCCAACUUUGGAAAAGAGAAGUUCGUCAAGCUACUGGAUCAGUUGCAUAACUCAUUGAGGAUCGACCUUUCAAUGUACCGGAACAACUUCCCUGCCUCGAGCGCAGAGAAACUUAUGGACUUGAAGUCUACUGUUGACUUGCUCACCAGUAUUACGUUCUUCAGGAUGAAGGUUCAAGAGCUGAGUAGUCCGCCCCGCGCCAGCACUGUAGUCAAAGACUGCGUGAAGGCUUGCCUUAGAUCAACAUAUCAGUUUCUCUUUGAGAAUUGUUACGAACUUUAUAACAGGGAAUUUCAGGUGGAUCCAAAUGAAGCUAAAAGAGACCCCUCAGACCAUGGGCCGCAGUUGGAUUCAGUGGAUUUCUGGCACAAACUAAUCGCUCUCAUCGUGUCUGUGAUAGAAGAGGAUAGAAACAGCUACGCACCCGUACUCAACCAGUUUCCUCAAGAGUUGAAUAUUGGACAGUUAUCUGCUGCGACAAUGUGGUCACUAUUCGCGGUUGACAUGAAGUACGCGUUGGAAGAACACGAACAACAUCGUCUUUGCAAGUCUUCUGCUUACAUGAACUUACAUUUCAAGGUGAAAUGGUUGCACACAAACUACGUCAAAGACGUGCCGCCAUAUUGUGGAGCUGUUCCAGAGUAUCCUGCCUGGUUCGAACCUUUCGUUAUGCAGUGGCUUAAUGAGAACGAUGAUGUGUCUUUAGAAUAUCUGAAUGGAGCCUUCAACAGGGAUAAGAGAGACGGGUUCCAAAAAUCAAGUGAACACGCGCUCUUCAGUAACUCAGUGGUAGACGUGUUCACACAACUGACGCAAUGCUUCGACGUGGUUUCCAAACUCGAGUGUCCUGACCCUGAGAUCUGGAAGCGGUACAUGAAGAGGUUCGCGAAGACCAUCGUCAAGGUCCUUGUGGCUUAUGCUGAUAUCGUCAAAAAGGAAUUCCCUGAACAUCUGAAGGAAGAACGGGUGGCAUGUAUCUUGAUGAACAACAUCCAACAACUGCGAGUUCAACUGGAGAAAAUGUUUGAAGCUAUGGGUGGUACUAAGCUGGAACGCGAUGCUGCUGAUAUUCUCAAAGAUCUGCAGAAUAGUCUCAACGGCACGUUAGAUGACCUCGCUUCUAUGUUUGCUAUCAGUUUGGAAACUCGAAUAACAGCCAGUGUGAAGGAGCUGGGUGAACUAUUAUCAAAGGUGACAGGUACCACCGCGCCAGCCAACCAAGCUCAAACACAUCACGAGGCUGAUGAAGUUCUUAGACCUCUUAUGGAUAUAUUAGAUGGCUCUCUUACAAUGUACGCUGAAUCCUGUGAAAAGACUGUACUCAAACGACUACUAAAGGAAUUGUGGAAGAUUGUGAUCAAGAUAUUAGAAAAGACUGUUGUUCUUCCGCCUAUGACUGACAAAACGAUGAUGCUGAAGAAUUUGACGAACAACGCUAAGAACUUAGCAGCGAAUGCGAAGAUCGAAGACAUGACACAGCUGUUCAAGAGCACGGUGGGCAAGCAGGACGUCAAGCAUGCGCUGUCUGGAGUCAUGGACAUAUCGAAAGAGCACCUAUCAGCUGAGAAGAGUUUGACGCCGAAGCAGUGCACCGUCCUCGACACAGCUCUGGAUACCAUCAAGCUGUACUUCCACGCCGGCGGCAACGGUCUCAAAAAGGCCUUCCUCGAGAAGAGUCCUGAGCUGCAGUCCUUGAGAUAUGCUCUAAGUCUUUACACGCAGACUACUGACACGCUCAUCAGGACUUUCGUUAGCUGUCAGCAGAAUCAAGAUGCUGCUGUGGCGGAAGAAGGCAGCGUGGGAGAGAUAUCGUUGCAAGUGGACUUGUUCACACACCCUAACACUGGUGAACAUAAAAUCACGGUGAAAGUGGUGGCAGCAAAUGACCUGAAGUGGGUUAUUCAAAGCGGGAUGUUCCGUCCGUUCAUUGAGGUCAACCUCAUCGGUCCACACUUGGCGGAGAAGAAGAGGAAGUUCGCCACGAAGUCCAAGAGCAACAACUGGAGUCCGAAGUUCAAUGAGACUUUCCACUUCAUGGUUAGCGCUACAGAGCAGUUGGAUCUGUUCGAGCUUCACGUUUGUGUGCGUGAUUACUGCUUCGCACGCGAGGACCGUCUCGUCGGAGUCGCUAUCAUGCGCAUGACCGAAAUUGUUGAACAGGGUGCCAUCGCUUGUUGGCUGCCUUUAGGAACACGCAUCAAGAUGGACGAGACUGGCUGGACGAUACUGAGAAUACUUUCCCAAAGGCACAACGAUGAAGUCGCCCGGGAGUUCGUCAAGCUAAAGUCGGAGAUGAGGACUGAGGCCCCGGCCGGAGCACCAGGCCCCUCGUGAAACGCUUAAACAAACCCCACGUGCCACAACAUUCAACACAACAUACCAACUCCAAGACUGCGACUGGACUGACAAAUCCGGUUGUGAUGUCCCUUAGUAUUUUGAAACAGUUUAAAGUGCGUAAGCGAGACAGAACCAUGUUCUGAACGAUACGUGCGAGAGAGACGAAGCCACUGCAACGGAGUAAGGAUAUGACAUUCGGCGCUCCGGCGGCUCCCGGUCAGUGCUCGUUCGUUUUAUUUCGUACGAUCUCGACGGAGAUGCGUUUUGUAAAUAAAAUUAAUCUUUGUUAAGUUACGCGGAUAGUAGAAUAUUUUGCACAAAUUCGUAAACAUUAGCAGAAAAGACUGACCGUAGGCGGCCGGGCGUCGCGGCGUACGCGAGUAGGGAUCCAGCUGCACCUAAACUCUCAAAUCUAAACUCCAAAUGGUCGGCAAACACUUCGUUCGCCUCAAAACGCUCCAUGUUUCUUAACUUCGCUGUGUUUUGAUAAUUUAAUCAGUGGCGAAGUUCUUUUCUUCCAUUUACUGCCUAACUACACUUUUGCUGGGUACCUAAAUUCGCGAACGCAUCGUUGACCCACGAUUUAUGUAAUAAUAUUUAUAUGGACCAAACUGUCGUAAAUACGGAUGAAUUAAUCCUUAAACAUUAAUAUUAAAAUGCAACAUAAUUAUUUAUCUAAUUAAUCAUCUACUCGUUAUACGUGUACAGUAAGAUAUAUGGCCUUAUGUAAAUUAUUUCCUUCGUUUGUUGGUUCCAAUGCUUCAGUCGAGUCGGUAACGUGUAAAAGUGUUGAGGAUGUUUCCCGAGUGCUAUGAGGUUAUGCGUUUCUAUAUUUUCCUUUCGAUAAAUGCGUGGUGUAUAGAAUUAUGCGAAGUAAAUAAAGCAUGUUCGUUAGGUGAUGAGUGUUAUAUAAAAUGGAAUUAAUAUAGUCAUAGCCGUCGUUUGUUCAUGAGAUCCUUGCGAUGCUUUUUGACGUCUGUACGGUAAUAAAUAUAGAAAUAAACACAUUUAUAUUGAACCAUAUAUCUGAAUGCAUACGUUACGUCAGAACUAAUGGCUUCCGCGACAAAUAUACCGAACAGGAAAUUAUUCGUUUUGAUUUAUUUCAGUUCUUGUCUUGCAAUGUUGAAAAUGAUCGACGAAAUAAAUAUGAAAUCUUGAGAAUUUGAAUACAAAUUUAUUCGUACAACACAUCAAAAAGUAUCGCGAUGAAAAUGGAUCAAAAAUGUGCGGUCUUGUCAUACUUUAUAAAAUAAUAAAUACUUGUUUUACGUGUCCCGUUUUGAGUGACCUAUAUAUCUCUGUAUAAUAUCUAUGUGAUCCAUACUAUUGCAGAUAACUAUGUACAUAAACAUAAGUAUGUGUUGACAUGUGUAUAUCACAAUAUUUGCUAUUACUUUAAUAAGCUUGGCCUGUUUGAAGUGUAAUCAAAAAUCUCCAAUGUCUUUUUGUAUAUUAUUGAAAAUUGUGAUAUUGUUAUAAAUGACGAAACAUCGUAUUAUCGUGUUAACCUGUUUGACGAUUCCGAUGUUAUUGUUAAUAUUUGUUUCGUCGAUGUAUUCGCGAGACGUAACAUUAAAAAUACAUUCCAUUUGUUGAUUUUGAGACUGUUUUUAAUAGAGAUCUUAUUUUUGUUGAUCAUAAUUACUAAUUUUAUAGAACACUAUGUUCGUAUUUGUUUUAGAAAUAGCCUUCCAUAUCCUUUAUUUGGAUCUUGGCCCAGUGCUCAAAAAUAAUUUGUUAAGGCUAUAAUAUGGCGAAUAACAAUAACGAAUCGUUGAUUUAUUAACAUAAUAAUUAAUCAUUAAUACCACAGUCCAAAACUCAAAACACCAUGUUUGAAAGUCACAUAAUACAUUAGUGUGUGUACAUUUUCAAUGGCAUUAAAAAUUGUAUCAAAAA